AAUUCAUAAUAGAAACGAAAAAUGGAAUCACGAAUAAUGUUGACUUAAAUUAAGAAAUAAGUAAUGCAAUUCAGAUUCAAAUCAUAAUACAACUAUUUUAUCGCGUGUAUGAUGAAACAAAGUCUGGCAACAUCAUUGUGCUUCGCAAAGCCAUUACGAAACCGAUAAACAAUUAAACUCAAACACCCUAAAUGUACUAUUGAAAUAGAUCAUUUAUUUAAUACAUUUUAAUUUGUUAAUUAUUUAUGACAAUAUCAAACAUAAAAUACUAACGAAUAUUACUAUUAUUAGAUAAGUGUCUCCAAUCCUAGUAUAUUACUCCUAUACUAAGAAAGACUUUUCUCAGUCCGCUGAGCAAGAUGAAUAGAUAUUUUAUCCUCAUAAGUAAAAUGUACAUUUCUUCAACGACAUAGAAAUACGACUUGAAUUGUGAUACUAGGCAAUUAAUUUAACAAAUCUAACAUUACUUAUGAUGAGUAUCAUUUAAACAUAGUUGGAUGAACGGUUUUAAGAAAUAUGCUUUUUGCCUUCUGCGCUUUGCUUUGCUGUUUAAAAUGUUUGAAAGAUGUUUACAACACUACAAAUGUAUAUAUCUACAAAUGUCUACACAUGCAGACAAUUUGUCGUUAGCCAAGCAUAGUUAAACGUGUAUUUGUAAGACUGUGAACUAUACUUAAAUCCUAAGUAGGAAACACGUUAUUACGUAGAUGAUGUGUUGAAUGUUGCAUCUUUUUCUUGCGAUUAUUUUGCAAUUAUUCGAGUGUUAAUAUCCAACUGACUUUCAAAUGGUAUACCCAAAUGAAUAAUAUUACCUUACAUAUAUUAUCAUUUUGAAAACAGUAACGAAACGGAAAAAUUAUUAUUUAGAUUAAUGCAAACUCAAAUUUAUAAUAUGUUUUGUUGUUAUUGUUUCAGUUCCUUCCCAUUUGGACGCUUUACAGCUAGGUCAGGUUGUGAGAAACAGAUUUCCAGAAACAUGGAUUUGGGAAAAAUACAUUAUUGGAGCCACCGGAGAAUUGCAUGUAACAAAGCAGUUACCAGAUUCCAUCACUUCAUGGAAUACAUCCGUUUUUGCAACAAACGAUGUAACUGGAUUCGGUAUAGCAGAUGACAUUUCGCAAGUGACAGUAAACAAGUCGUUUUUUAUAACCAUGGAUCUUCCCGACUCGAUUGUUCAAGGAGAAGAAUGUCUUCUCCAAAUAACGGUUUUCAAUUACCUACCGACACGUCAAGAAGUUCAAAUAUCAGUUCAACACUCAGAUGACUUAAGCCAAACAAUCCCAAGUUCAGCAGCCGUGCAACCAGGAGAAGGCCAUUCUACAUUUGUUCAGUUGACUCCAAGUAUUAUCGGCGAUGUCACAAUAACUGUGAUGGCAAAAGCUGGAGACUUUUUCAGAACUGUCGCGUUUGACAUACUUCAAAAAACAUUACGCGUGCAGCCUAAUGGUGUACACAAGACCAUAAAUCAACAGCAUUUGAUUCAUGUGCAUCCAACAACUCCUUACUAUAACAAGACAGUCCCGCUGUCUAACCCUCAAAAUAUGGUACCUGGAACGGGAAGAACUAUUAACUUGAAAAUAACAGGCGAUUUCAUGGUUCCGAGUAUUGAUGGUUUGCAAAACCUCAUAGAUCGACCAUCCGGUUGUGGCGAACAAAACAUGUUGAAUUUUGCACCUGAUGUAUACAUCUCGAAGUAUUUGAAAACUGUUAACAAACUCACAUCUGCCAUCAAAACUGUAGUUAAUGGACAUCUUGAAUUUGGUUAUCAAAAUGAGCUUAGAAAUAAACACUCGGAUGGUUCCUUCAGUGCAUUUGGAGACAGCGACAGUUCAGGCAGCUCUUGGCUUACAGCUUUUGUUAUGAAGUGCUUUGGUAUGGCAAGAUCAAUGAUAAGGAUUGAUGACACUAUCAUCGGACAAGGCGUGAACUGGCUCUUGGACAAACAGAAUACAGACGGAUCUUUCAACGAACCUGGGCGUGUGAUUCACACAAAUAUGCAGUCUGGUACUGGACAAGGUGCUGCCCUGACAGCGUUCAUAAUGGUAUCUCUUCUCGAAAACCGGGAUUCAUAUCCUGCAGCGCAAUUCAGAAUGAAUACUUCAACAUCUAUGAGUAUGGCUUACUUGGAAACACAGCUGAGCUCAAUUCACGAUGCAUAUACGCUUGCCUUAACGUGUUAUGGGCUGGCAUUAGCAAGAAGUUCGAACAGUUCUCAUUGUAUUUCCAAGUUGCAAACGGUUGCAGUUGUGGAUGGAAAAACAACUCAUUGGACAAGCGGAAGCCGAGUUAAAAGGUCAAGUGUUUUACAAACCAGGGCACCGGCUCAAGAUAUCGAGAGCACGGCAUAUGCUCUAUUGGCCUUUAUUGAAAUGAAUCAAAUGACAGAGGCAUUCGGUGUCGUUAAAUGGCUUGUGUCUCAACGGAAUCCGUCAGGUGGCUUUGAGUCAACCCAAGACACUGUUGUUUCUCUGCAAGCGUUGGCUAAAUUUUCUGAAUUAACUACAAUGGGCCCCCAAAAGACACCAAACUACAACGUCCACAUUGCUGGAAGUGGAGCAGGUUUCAACCAUCAGUAUGACGUCACUCUGGCCAAUUACGACGUAAUGCAUAGUGUACAAAUACCUGAGAGCCUAGACAGUCUGAGCUUCGCCGCGACCGGACACGGAGUUGCUGUCGUUGAUGUUACUAUGUCCUAUUACGUGCAAGGUUCUUCCACAAACAGUAGCUUUAUCCAGGUGACUGCGCCUGUAUAUAACGAAUCCAUCAACAGCGUCACGCUCGAUCCAUGUGUAACAUGGACGGGACGAACAACAAGCGGCAUGAUACUUGUUGAAAUAGAAAUGAUAACAGGAUUUAAGCACAAUGUAGACGUUCUUGGAAGGCAACCACAGAUUAAACGCUAUGAGGCGAAUGGUAGAAAUCUAGCACUGUAUUUUGACGCGCUUGACAAUGGAGCAAGAGUUUGUGUGCGUGUGACAAUGGACCGUGCAGAUCCAGUCGUGAAGAGCCAGGCAUGUCAUGUCGUGGCGUACGACUACUAUGAACCAACUCACCAAGCGGUCACGAUGUACGAGUCAGGUAUUUUGAAGAGGUCCACCGUUUGCGAUAUAUGUCAACGCUGCCCGUUUUGCAGCGGAGUAUCAAUCGUGGGUUAAAAUGCAGAGCUAGCUGUUUGUUUGCGUCAUUUGGAUGACAUGUUAAAUACAUUGUCAAUAAUCAUUAUAAGCAUUCA
Molecule: messenger RNA, 3232 nt
Organism: Dreissena polymorpha
Lineage: Eukaryota; Metazoa; Mollusca; Bivalvia; Myida; Dreissenidae
Product: CD109 antigen-like
Exons: 21
Coding region: 1152-3155 (667 amino acids)
Cellular component (GO): extracellular region
Source: RefSeq, a predicted model, not a curated record